This is a messenger RNA of Monopterus albus (swamp eel), 5247 nucleotides long. It is a transcript of the gene zdhhc5a, whose product is annotated as zDHHC palmitoyltransferase 5a. Gene Ontology annotation, biological process: protein palmitoylation. The record is from RefSeq and is a predicted model, not a curated record. Gene Ontology annotation, molecular function: palmitoyltransferase activity. Lineage: Eukaryota; Metazoa; Chordata; Actinopteri; Synbranchiformes; Synbranchidae.
CAAUUCUGCUGUUGGACCCUGGCAUCCGAGUUGUGUAGUACUGACAAGUAUAUCGGUCUCUGGGAAUCUUUUUUUUGCCAAUAUUGUGGAUAUAUGAGAAGAGCAAGUUGUCUUUGGGAUUAUAUUCACUUGGUUUUCUUCUUUUUAAAUUCCGUAUUGGCAGAGCGGCCUGUAGACAGAUGGUGGCUAACGUUAUUUCAAAGAACUUACUAAAACCAAGCAGCCAUCCUAGCUCUAGCUAGCUAGUUGCUGUUAGAUGUAUCAGAGGCUAAUCAUCCGCUGGGAUAGCUAGCUACCACAGCAAGGCCUGGCACCGCUGAAUGGCUCGUAUGCACAAUGGAUGUAAGAGGUUGUCUCUGCUGAUUAUAAUCCCAAGAGGAAGUAACACGUCAAGGACUGGUAGAUGCCAUUCACCGUUUUUGGAUCGUGAGGCAUUGUGAAACCCCUCACAGGUGCAGCCUCCUGACCAACCAUCACUUUUUUGUGACCCGGGAUGUCCUGGUGAUAUUCACUACCUUCACUUCAGUGUUUCAUCUGUAUGCACAAGUUGCUGAGCAGACGCACUCCACAAAACACACAGGAAGUUAUGCCAGGUGGCAGCAGUAAGAGCGGAGGGCGGGGUCCAUCCUCGUCACCCCUUCCCCACACUGUGGUUCCGCCCAGCAGACCUCUGCGACCCUCCCGCUAUGUCCCCGUGUCAGCAGCCACCUUCUUCCUUGUUGGCUCCACCACACUGUUCUUCUGCUUUACGUGUCCAUGGCUUUCAGAGCAUUUCUCACUAGCUGUGCCCAUCUACAAUGGAGUUAUCUUCCUGUUUGUUUUGGCUAACUUCUGUAUGGCCACAUUCAUGGACCCUGGCAUCUUCCCAAGAGCUGAGGAGGACGAAGACAAGGAGGACGACUUCCGGGCUCCCCUCUACAAGACAGUGGAGAUCAGAGGGAUCCAGGUCAGAAUGAAGUGGUGCUCAACCUGCCGUUUCUACAGGCCGCCACGGUGUUCCCACUGCUCCGUCUGUGACAACUGUGUCGAGGACUUUGACCACCAUUGUCCGUGGGUGAACAACUGCAUUGGCAGGAGGAACUACCGCUACUUCUUCCUCUUCCUGUUGUCUCUGACGGCUCACAUCAUGGCCAUCUUUGGCUUCGGCCUGCUCUUCAUCCUGUACCAUCGGCAGAACAUUGACCGCCUGCACGCUAUUGUCACGCUGGCUGUAAUGUGUGUUGCAGGCCUGUUCUUCAUCCCUGUUGCUGGCCUCACUGGUUUCCACAUAGUGCUUGUGGCCAGAGGCAGGACUACCAAUGAGCAGGUAACAGGAAAGUUCAGAGGAGGUGUUAACCCUUUCACCAAUGGCUGUUGGAGGAAUGUCUCUCAUGUUCUAUGCAGCUCACAGGCACCAAGGUAUCUGGGCAGGAAGAAGUGUGUGCAGAGUGUGUGCGUGCAGCCUCCUUUUUUGCGGCCACAGCUAACAGAGGCCCAGUUAGCUGCAAAGAUCCUGGACAAUGGCAUACAGGGAGACCUACACCGGUCCAAGUCCAGUCUGGAGAUGAUGGAGAGCCAGUCAUGUGACGCUGAGCCUCCUCCUCCUCCUAAACCAGAGCUGCGUUACCCUGGAAUCAGCAGAGGAAACACAGAAGAGUGCAGUCUGCUGAACAACGCUCCACCCACCCCCACCAUGUACAAAUACAGGCCCACCUACAGCCCGGGCAAGAACCAUACAGCGCUCACACAUGCAUAUGCCAAUCAGUUAAGUCGAGGAGAGAGUGUCGGCAGUGCCAGGGACUCCUCCUCUUCCACCUCCUCCCUCCUCCAGGCCAGCCAGCAGCCUGGUUUUCGCUCCCAGCCCAGCCUGGACCGGAGAGACACUUCAUCUGACCGAGCGAGAGGGGGUGGAAGUGGGGAGAGGAGGGAGGGAGGAAGAGAGGUUGUAGCAGGGGGCAUCCCUGGCUACUCCCUCGGUGGGCGAUCAUACCCCUCCUUCUCCGACUCCACUGUAUUAUCAGGAGUGGCAUCUCGAUCUUCCAGCUCGACGCACACCUCCACAGGCGCCAUCCAUGUCUCUGAGGCAACCACCUCAGCCAGCUUCAAGAGCUUAGCCAGUCAGACACCCCCACCUCACCAGACAUCUCGCAACGGCAGCCUGUCAUAUGAACUGGCAGGCAGUGAUGAUUAUGAGAAGGGGGUGGCGACAGGGUCAGCAGUCCCUGAGGUUUCCUCUGGGAGACCCUGCACACCAGCAACAGGCGGCUACGGCUCCCCUUUCUUGUCGUCACAGCAGAGAGAUGCUGAGAUUCAGUCCCAGUCACCCCAUCACCACCACCGCUCCUCCCACCACCACCACCAUCCUUUUCUCCAUCGCUCGUCCUCUUCCACAUCCUCCUCCCCACCACCUCCUCCAGAGAGAGAGCGCCUGCUGGGCGAGCCCCACCUCAGCCCCCACCCCCCACCUGCCAAUCAGGCCUCUGCUCCUCCCUCCUCCUCAGCUCCACCUCCCUCACACCAUCACCACCAUCACCACCACCACCACCACUCCCAUCAUCACCACCACCAUUCGUCCUCUUCUUCUAUAUCCCGCCCUCCCCGUUUCCCUGCCCCGCAUGCACCACUCCACCACGCCUACCCCUACCGCACCCGCUCCACUGACACUCCCCUGGGCCCAUCGUCCACUUCCACCUCUCACCCACCCAACUCCCCCCAUCCCCCACCCUUGGGCAAGUCACUGUCGUACUCAAGUGCUGCUGCUGCUGAAAUGCAGUACCGGCUGGUUCGUAAGGCCUCAGCGUCAGCCGGGGCCAAUGCAGCGGGGGUAGGAGGAGGAGGAGGAAGUGGAGGGAUGGGAGGAGGAGGAAUACAAGCACCGAAGGAUGAGCUGAUCCAGAUGAAACCUCAGAGUCGGAUUAAUGGUGGCCAAGCCCUCUCCUCCACCUCCUCCUCUUGUUCUGCCCCUUCCUCUCCCUCUCACCUGGUCAGCGUGUCUGCCCGACCCGGAGUGGCCUAUCCUAGCUCGACAUUGAUGCAGAGUCCCACCCACAAGACUCAGGGUGGUGGGGUGAAGAAGGUGACGGGUGUCGGAGGCACCACCUAUGAGAUUUCUGUGUGAGUGGCAGCCAGCCUGCAGCCCAAGGACAAGUGAGAGGAAGAGGAGAAACUUCCUGUCUUUGAGGGAGAGCUUUGAGUUUUUUCCAUAAUAGAAGGAAACACUGACACAUCUGAGGAUGAGUGGAACCAUUUAUUCCGGAUCUUACAGCUCACUGGCUGAUUAUCUGUGGGGCUAAACUGUACUGGAUCUUUGUGCCUCCAGACAUCCAUCUAUAAAUCCGCUGUUACAGUGACAGUAGGACCUGGACUGAUGGAAGCCAGGACUCAGUUGCACUGAGCUAACACAGAUGUUUUGGGUCUCACUGGCCAAAACAAGAACCACAACCUGGCUCGUUUUUGCAGGUUUUAUCUUCACUGUAGCUCAGAAGGUAGCCUGAGACACUUGUAUGGUCAGGUCUGGGUGUUGCAUUGUAUAAGCAGCGCCAGGCAUUACCACUGCCAGGUCCAGAGUCUGAUCCCCACCAGUAGGCUCAGGCUUGGGGUCGGAAUGCUGUGCUGUAGGUUUAUGAAGGCUCAUAUCAGCACUUUUGGACUUUGAUAAAAACUGGUGCAGAGAUUUAUUAUUCUAACAUUUCACCAUUAUUUACAUUUAGAACCUUACCGAAUAAAAAAACCCAUUGUGAUGAUAACAUAAGUCAUGCAUAGAGUGGAACCCAAUCAAAAUCAAAGUAGAAUCGAUUCAAAGUUAAGGGCUUCCCGUAGACCACCAGUUUCAUGCCAGUGAAAUGUGUGAUCAGUCAGACAUCACAACAUCUGGCCCCAGUUGUCAGUUAAAACCUAUUGGAUCAGCUGGACCACAAAUACACAAGUGGUGUUUGUGUCCCCAGGUGCUGUGUAACGCAUGGAGUCAGCAAUGCAGCCCUGUCAUACUCCGUAAUCUUCUGUCAGUCUCCUUGAGGCCGUCGUCUUGUGCACGUCCUGGAGGUGCACAACGCGAGGCAGGAGGUACCGAAUCGGGCAUCAAUCUGGUGUGGACCGUCGACCAGCGGCUGGAAGGAAUGUCACCCCUGAGCUCGUCGAUGGAUGUCGCUUUGUGAACUGACUUUUUGAUGGAGGGAAUGAAAUUGUGACAUUGAAAAAAAAAAGCUGAUUCCCUCUUUUCUUUAUUCAUUUGUUGAUUUAUUCCUAGAUGUUAAUAUGAUUCCAUGUUUGUACAGGAUGAUGUGCUUUUAAAUGUGGAUUUCUUUUUUAAAAACAACGUGGAGUUACAUACCAGACUGCAGCAUGCACUUCUAUUACUACUAGCCGCUGUGUUUGGCUGUGGACCAUGUCGUCUGUUUGAACAAACAGGAAGUUAUGAAACUAAAGCAAACAAGGAAGUCAUGUUUGGUAUUUAGUUGUUAAUGGGGUCCUUAAGAUAUGGCAGAUUUUUCUAGAAAAUGAAUUCCUUGAGCAACUGCCUUGAAAAUUCAAGUAUUUGUCAUUUUUUUAAAUUUUACCUAUUUAAUUUGAAAUUCUUUUAUAUGAAUUUAUAUGGAAAUAUAGCUAUUGAUAAAUGAAGAGUUUUUAAUAUUGGCUGGGGGGGGGUUGGGGGUCAGUUUUAGAAUCAUGGUCAAGGAUUAAAGCAGCCGUUCUGGUUCUGGAUGAUGCUCUGCAGUGGACUCAGGAAGAAUCUUGAUUAGCAAUGUCUUAUUUUUACAAGAUCACAGCAGGAAAAACAAAACAAAACCAGGACUGGACUUUAUCAGACCACACGCCUUAUUUACAAGAUGGUCAGACUGCAUCUUCAGUAACGGCUUCAGUUAGUCGUUAUCUGUAAAACUUAAUUCAACAUGCAAAUGAUCAGUUUUACAAUGGGGCCACUGUAUAAAAAAAAAAGUUUUCAAGAAUUAAGUUGUAAGUCAAACUUUCACAAUAAAGUAUUAUGAGAGAAAGGAUAAUAAGGUUAAUCACCCCCUAACUGGGGGCGACUGUGGUUCAGUGGGUAGACCAGGGGACUUGACCCUACUGGCUGUCUAGUACAAAAUCUGCGUAAUGUACAGCAGCGUAUAGUCCGGAGUAUGCACAUGGAGCUAGUGGGCGUGUUGAUGAUGUUGACGUUGUGACUGGCGCAAAACUGGACAGAUACAAACAUUGGGGGCGAAUGUCGUUCAGCGGGUGGAGCUGUUGUCUCCCAACCAGAGGGUCAGAGGUUCGAAUCUCAGUGCCUGC